Messenger RNA from Paramormyrops kingsleyae, 4299 nucleotides. RefSeq names its product plakophilin-3-like. NCBI's taxonomy places the organism in Eukaryota, Metazoa, Chordata, Actinopteri, Osteoglossiformes, Mormyridae. Gene Ontology annotation, cellular component: plasma membrane; cytoplasm; nucleus. Gene Ontology annotation, molecular function: protein binding. The record is from RefSeq and is a predicted model, not a curated record. Gene Ontology annotation, biological process: cell-cell adhesion.
GGGAUAGAUCCAACCUGAAUCCCCGCCCAGCUUUAGUCACCAGCAUACAGACCGACGCGCAUUUAAUAGCAAAACGGAGCCGUGCGUAACAGUCCUGUGGGGACGUCUUACUGUGCUGGUGAAAAGAAAUCAGACCUUCAAACAGCACUUCCAUAUCUUGGUGAAAAGACGGAAAACUUGGAAAUUCAGCGGAGCUUAAACUUUUAAAAGUGCUUUUUGUAAGCAGGGAGUCUGCACUGCUAGACCGGAGUGUCGCACCGAGCCGGAGCCGCAAUGAGCUUCAGCGCGGCCGCUGAGAAGCCCUUUCUCUCCACCCUACAGCCCAAAUCCCCCGUCACCACCUAUGCCAUCCCCUCGGAGUUGCAGCUGGGAUAUGCCGGAUCCGGGGCGGACCAGGAGGCGAAGAAAAGCCGGGUGCAACAGCAGGUCCACCUGCGGAUGGCGGAGAAGUUCAGCAGCACCUUGCCGCAGAUGAACCGCACGGCUUCGUACACGACCACGGACUACGGCAACUCCACCUCCGUGAAAUAUGCCACCUACAAGCCCUCGUUCACCACCAAGUCUCAGAUGGUAUCUGGAAACCAGACUAUUAACAGGGUGCCACAGUACAGCUCGCGCUCUAUGGUGGAGAUGGACGCUCAUGGGGGUAACAGCUUCUACCAGAAACGAGCAGGGACCAUGUCCCCAGCCUCCAUGAGGCUGCAAGGCCAGUCACCGGGCUCCGCCUUGACGAACAUCGACUUCCUUAACGGCAACGUGGGGUACGACGGCGGCACCCCCCUCCAGCGCCAGUCCGCUUAUGGGGAGAACGGCUUCUCCAUGCAGUCGGCCAAGUCGGGCCAGAUGAGGACCAUGCAGCGGAGUCUGAGCGGGACGCUGAUCGGGAGUGGCAUGGUUAACGGCAACAUGGGCGGCAACAUGGGCGGCACCAUCGGCAGUGGCACCAUCGGCGGGGGCACCAUCGGCGGGGGCACCAUCGGCGGGGGCACCAUCGGCGGGGGCACCAUCGGCGGCAUGGAGCAAACCCAGCAAUACUCCUUCAAAGGCCCCGCCUUCCGCACCCUGACCCGCAUCAACCGCGUGUCCCGGCCCGGGCCUCCCCCAGUGCAGCAGAUAUCCUCUGGAGGCACCAUCCAGCGCUACUCAGAAGGCUUCACCAAUCAUGUGGGGCAGACGGUUGCGACGCCGCAGAUCCUGAUGCAGCAGCACAGUGGCUGCAGCCUCCCCCGCAGCGGCUCCGCGAAGAGCCUCACCAGCCUAAAGGGGGCCGACGUCUUUGAUGGCGCCAUGGACAAUGGACCAGGAUUUACUGGGCUUGACAUGGACACUGCAGUCUCUUACCUGAAUGCAUCGGAACCAGAAGUACAGGUCCAAGGCACUGCUUUCAUCCAGCACGAGUGCUACCAUAAGGAUCAGGCCAAGACCAAGCUGCGGGAGCUGAAGGGUAUCCCUACCCUGGUGAAGCUCUUCACCAGCCCGGACCUGGAGGUGCAGCGCUACGCCACGGGGGCCAUGCGCAACGCCAUCUACGAGAACAUGGAGAACAAGACGGCCCUCAUUGAAGCGGGGGGCAUCCCCCGGAUGGUGGAGGCCCUCAACGAGCCUGAUAGUGACCUUCGCAAGAACAUCACAGGGAUCCUGUGGAACCUGUCCUCCAAGGACAACCUGAAGGAGAAGGUGGCCAAGGACACCCUUCCCCAGCUGACCGAGAAGAUCCUGACGCCUCUCUCUGCUGGCAAGGACUCUGAUGACAGCCAGCAGAGUGCGUCUGAUGUGGAAAUCUUCUGCAACACCACAGGCUGCCUGAGGAAUCUGAGCUCCUUGAAUGAGAAGACACGUCAGCAGAUGCGUGACACCCCCGGGCUGGUGGAUUCUCUGGUGGGAUACAUCCAGGGCUCCCUCAAUGAUCUGAGCAUGAACGGCAAGGGAGUGGAGAACUCCAUCUGCGUCCUGAGGAACCUGUCUUAUCAGGUGUACAGCGAGAUGCAGCCCUCCACCCUGCGCCGGCUGGAAGGGCCGUCACGUUCUGAGGACAGAAACACCAACCCCGUCAUUGGCUGCUUCACCCCCCAAAGUCGCAAGGCCAAAAAUGCACUCAGCUCGGAUGUGUCGUUCACGGAGGUGGCCAAGCAGCCUAAGGGACAGGAGUGGCUGUGGCACCCCCAGGUGGUGCCGCUGUAUAAUAGUGUGCUAGAGAAGUGCCAGGAGAACGCCACCACGAGGGAGGCGGCCGCCGGGGCCCUGCACAAUAUCACGGGCGGAGACCAGAGGUGGGCGUCCGUGCUGAGCCGCGUCGCCCUGGACAGGGAGCGCUCUCUGACCGUUCUGGUGGACAGUCUGUGUGCCACUGACAGUGAUCAGGAGCUGCGCUCGCUCUCGGGGCUCCUGCGGAAUCUGACUCGCCAGUGCGGAAGCAAAGACACCAUGGUGACCAAGCUUGUGAGCCCCCUGGUGUCGCGGUUGCCGAGCGACGGCCGACAGAAGGAGCCGUCCAGCGAGGUGGUGAUCAACAUCUGCGGGGCCCUCAACAACAUGGUGGCAGUCAGCUCCAACGCUGCCCGGGAGAUUACCUACUGUGACGGGCUGCAGAAGCUGGUGGCCAUCAAGGACUCUAAUGACAGCAGCACUGGGAAGAUAAAGGCAGCCAAGGCAGCAUCCACAGUCCUUGGCAACAUGUUCCAGUACAAGAAGUUACACAAGGAUUACAAAGAGAAAGGGUACAACAGACCCGACUUCGCUGAGACCAUUAUGUAAACUAGGACCACCCCCCACCGCCCCACCCCUGCCCCAAAUGACUGGCCACGUUGACUCGAGCGCCACAGAGAAGUCAUGUAUAGAGGCCAUGUGGUUAUCCCAUGCGACCUCCCUCGGAGUUUGUGAUAGGCUGAAACCUACAGCCAGUCAACCAAUGGCAGCGGUGAAUUGUGCAGUCUGAUUGGGAGCUUCACUUCACAUGCAAAUCUGCUUUUGCUUCACUCUUCCAAGAAGAACAUAAUAAUCACCUUUUUUCUGUUUAUCAUUCACUUAAAAAAAAUCCUGAAGUUUAUUCUUUGGAGUAUUGGACUGUUUCACUGCCCCGACGGCCCAAAUGUGUAGCUGGUCCAGAGCAGCAAGAAAUCUCUCCACUUGCGAUGUUCUCAGUGUUUUUGAAACAUAUUGGCAGCUGGUAGUAAGGACUGAACCGGGCCGGACUUGGAGCUGUGAUGAAGCAGGGGCUCUCGUUGGGAAGCACCGUGCUGAUGCUGCUCUGAUGGAUGGCAGUUCUCUGCCUCCACUCCCCUCCACCUAAGCACCGUACUGUGCUCUGCAGCCGGCACCGGAGGCCCUUCUUACAGAACGCUGCCCUGCAUCCACUGAUCCAUCUACCGGCGCCGGGAAAUGAACGCAGGCCCGAGGACACAGGGUCUGAGUGCUCCUGCUGUCGAUGCUCAGUGACAGGCAGCCCCCAACGGCCCCACAAAGCCCUCCCCUGCUCGACGGCCUCAUUUGGGCCCGAAUCGUCAGUCCUGUAACGGCAUCGAUUUCUGUAAAGUGUUUGGGAAACUGAUUGCGUGUGCCUUAACUCUGUAAGUUAUAGUGUAAAAAUAUAAUACGUGCUAACUAAGUAUGAGAUUACUACUGAUGGUGGUGAGCUGGCAGUAAAAAGCCAAAUUUCAGAUGGUUUAGACUUGUGCAUAAGGGAUUGUUUUAUUUUUUUUUUAAGAUUUGUUUAGAAUGAAAAAUUAAUGUGAUGUCACACAUGCUGUGUUCCUGUCCUGUUGCAGGCAGGUAACUUUUAUUAUUUGCAUUUUAUUAUUAUUCACUGUCAGCUUGUGGUGACCAUAUAGGCAUUCCUCUGGAAUGUUCUGUCCCCAGUCUGGGUCUUCUGGCUUCCCAAAGGCAUGUUCAUUAUUGUGGUGAUUGAAUCCAUCUGUUUUAUCUCUUGUCCUACUCAUCUCUUACCUAGUGCCUGGCCUGCUUAAUAGUGCCAAAUAGGUUCUUCUCUAAUAUUGUAGUGGGUCUUUUUAUAAGGCUAUUCAUUAAAAUACAAAAUGUUUUUUUUUUUUUUUUAAAUAAAAAAUCUUAUUCGUAGUUUCACUGCAGUAUCUGUCAGACAAGUAUGCUGAUUUCCUGGUUUAAGUAAUCUGCAGCCAGGGACAUAAUUACAGUAUUGGCGGUGCUCCAUGCCGCUAUGACCCCCCCAGAGCACAACAUGGGCACAUCAGCAUACAUACACCAUGUACAUGCAAAUGUAAUGAUGGACUUGUUCUCUGUUUCAUUUUUCAUUUUACUGGCAAUAAUAAAGGCAUCUUUGGUUUA